AUGGCUAAAGAUUUAUUGCCCAAGCAAGCGGCCAACGAGCCAUCGUUAAAGGACUGUACCUGUAAAAGAUGUCUUAAAUUGGGUGCUUCAAAAGAAAAAAAGAUUAGAAGAAAGAAGAAAGGUGAGGAGAAAAGAGAAAGACAUUAUGGAAAUAGACGAAAGUUAACAUUCAACUUUUUGAAGCAUACGAACAUGGAAAAUACAAAUUACGACGUAAUCACUUCGGUUGGAUAUCUGAAUGAAAAAUACGGAUUGAAAAAAUCACAUUACAUUGAAAAAUUUAUCAAAUGCAUCCAUAGAAAAAUAAAUAUCGAUGUUAGCAAAAUUACGGACGCCUAUGUAAACUCGCUAAACCCGUGGGUUAAAGUAAAACUCUUCCUUUUAUUGGUGACAUUGUCUGAAAAGGGUGGUCCGGAAUACUGGCUAGAUAAGACAGAUGGUGAAAAGAACUCAGAGGCGUCUUCAACAGAUAAUAGUUUGGAAAAUUCUACUAAAGGAGCAGAUAGCGCUGGAUCUACUGCUUUGAGAGAUGAAAUGGUCAAAAGCCAUAAAAACCUUUUCCCAACUCUUACAGAGCAAAUCAUACAGCAUAACAUCAACCAAGAUUUUACGGAAUCGACUUACGACGAGGAUUAUGUAUUUUCGUCAAUUUGGGCAAACUUCAUGGAAGGACUGAUCAAUCACUAUUUGGAAAAAGUCAUUGUACCUUACUCGGAAAUGAAAGUCUGUCAGCAAUUAUACAAGCCUAUGAUGAAAAUUAUCUCCCUCUAUAACGAAUACAAUGAGCUUAUGGUCAAAAGCGAAAAGAACGGAUUCUUGCCUUCUCUACAAGACUCCGAAAAUGUCCAAGGUGAUAAAGGCGAAAAAGAGAGCAAGGAUGAUGCCGUUAGCCAAGAAAGACUGGAAAGAGCGCAAAAGCUGUUAUGGCAAGCUCGAGAAGAUAUUCCAAAAACAAUUAGCAAAGAAUUAACGUUGUUAUCAGAAAUGUAUUCUACAUUAUCUGCUGAUGAGCAAGAUUACGAAUUAGAUGAAUUUGUUUGUUGCGCAGAGGAGUACAUUGAAUUGGAAUACCUACCUGCCCUUGUAGAUGUCUUGUUUGCUAAUUGUGGCACGAACAACUUCUGGAAAAUUAUGUUGGUGUUGGAACCCUUUUUCUACUACAUUGAAGACGUCGGCGGAGAUGAUGAUGAAGAUGAAGAUAAUGUGGACAAUAGCGAGGGCGACGAAGAAAGCUUACUUAGCAGGAAUGUGGAAGGAGAUGAUAAUGUGGUUGAGCGUCAUUUUAAGCCUGAUCCAAGGGUCAUUACACUGGAAAAAAUAUGUGAAGUUGCUGCAAGACAGAAAUGGAUAUAA
Messenger RNA from Saccharomyces cerevisiae S288C, 1353 nucleotides. It is a transcript of the gene AAN1, whose product is annotated as Aan1p. NCBI's taxonomy places the organism in Eukaryota, Fungi, Ascomycota, Saccharomycetes, Saccharomycetales, Saccharomycetaceae. The coding region runs from base 1 to 1353 and encodes 450 amino acids. The record is from RefSeq and is marked reviewed. The transcript has a single exon.